UUGGAAUUGAACGACAGCUAGCGCGAUCUAUACUUGACUAUGCAAGACUCGUAUCGCCGCUAAACUUGGCGUUUUUAAUCUAUCCGGUAGCGACCGCCUACGUGUAAAGUUUAAAGAGUCAAUACAAUACUGGCCAAUACAGCAAGCCAAUAACAUCCAUAUGACCGCCGCUGCUGCUGUUUGCGGUGGCGCGAUGCGCGAUCCUCCACGAAUCAAAACAUAUCAGUAGUCUGCCGCCACUGCCGCGUCGUCAAACUUCAGGAUGGAAACCGCGAAGGUCGUCGUCGGCAACUUGGCUACCGUGUUUACCAUAAUCAACUAUGCAAGCGGAAUACAAAUAUGCAGGAACGUCUACGCCAAAGGAAACACAAUCGAUGUUUCCCCGUUACCGUUCCUAGCCGGAAUACUGACCACGUUCAUCUGGUUGCAGUACGGCGUCAAAAAGGAAGACACCAUAUUGAUGUGGGUCAACUCUAUCGGACUCCUGCUUCAGCUGAGUUUCCUGAUAUGUUUCCACCUGCACACAAAACUGAAAAGACCCCUACACCUCAAAAUGUUCACGCUGGCAGCCAUACUUGCCGCAAUCUUCUGCGAAGUGAACUAUGUCGUCAAAAAUAAGGACACGUCGCUCAACAUACUUGGCUUUAUUGGAUGUGCUGCCGCAUUGUUUUUCUUCUCGUCUCCCCUGGCAACUGUGGCUCAAGUUGUUCGGUCACGAAGUACUGAAAGCCUUCCAUUUCCUCUCAUCUUGUCGGCUUUCCUUGUGUCUAGUCUUUGGACGUUGUACGGCGUCCUCUGCGAUGAUGUUUUCAUUUAUGUCCCAAACUUUAUGGGAGCUCUGAUCCCAUCAUGCCAGCUGGCACUGUUCCUCAUCUAUCCAUCAGCAAGUCUCACAUUGAAGGAGGAGUUGCGUUAGAUAUAUAUUUUGUGCGGCUGCUCUACGUCAUUGAAAAUAUAUUUUGAGCAUGGGUACUAAAGGCU
This is a messenger RNA of Ixodes scapularis (black-legged tick), 981 nucleotides long. Its product is annotated as sugar transporter SWEET1. The coding region runs from base 263 to 916 and encodes 217 amino acids. Gene Ontology annotation, biological process: carbohydrate transport. Lineage: Eukaryota; Metazoa; Arthropoda; Arachnida; Ixodida; Ixodidae. The transcript has 6 exons. The record is from RefSeq and is a predicted model, not a curated record. Gene Ontology annotation, molecular function: sugar transmembrane transporter activity. Gene Ontology annotation, cellular component: membrane.